Lathyrus sativus (Indian pea) is the source of this 1584-nucleotide messenger RNA. The record is from the annotation of a GenBank genome assembly. Lineage: Eukaryota; Viridiplantae; Streptophyta; Magnoliopsida; Fabales; Fabaceae.
AUGUUGAUAACUGUAACAGAAGCCUCCUCUUCUCUCCGCUUUCCGUCGCUUAACAACCGUCUCAUUCCAACAAAACCCUACCCCUCUCCCCGUCUCCUCCGUUCAUCUUCCCAUCAACCCAAUCUCUCCCUCCGUCUCCGUUCAUCCUCCUCCUCCAAUCUCUAUACCAGCUCUGACCUAGCGAAUUUCGAUCCUCUAGGCAUUAAUCCAGAUUCAUCUUCAUCUUCUACUUGGAGAAAUCUCCUCACUAUCUUCCAAACCUCUUCGGAAAAAGAUAAACCUCGAGGCGUAGCAGCUGCAAUUGAGGAUAGUUCAAUUGAUUUUGGUGAUUUCUUUAAUGGUCCACUGCCUGGGAAGUUUCUCAAGCUUUUAGGGUUUCUUGCAUUGUCGAGGCUCGGUGUGUAUAUACCUCUGGGUGGAGUUAAUAGAGACGCUUUUCUCGGAAAUUUGGAUCAGAACUCUUUGUUAUCUACUUUGGAUUCGUUUUCUGGUGGAGGUAUUGGUAGACUUGGAAUAUGCUCUCUUGGCAUUGUUCCGUUCAUCAAUGCGCAGAUUGUUUUUCAGCUUCUUGCUCAAGUGUAUCCCAAAUUGCAAGAUCUUCAGAAGAAAGAAGGUGAGGCGGGAAGAAAGAAGCUUCUUCAGUAUACUCGAUAUGCUUCCGUUGGAUUUGCUAUUGUACAGGCUAUUGGCCAAGUUCUUUUUCUGCGGCCCUAUGUGAAUGAUUUUACUACUGAGUGGGCGCUUACUUCUGUUGUCUUACUCACACUUGGCGCUGUCUUUACGACAUACAUUGGGGAACAAAUUACCGAGCUCAAACUUGGGAAUGGUACCUCUCUUUUGAUAUUCACAAACAUUAUAUCGUACUUGCCAGCUUCUUUUGGUCGCACAUUUUCACAGGCGUUUAGUGAUGCUAACUAUGUUGGACUUGUUACCAUCGUUGUCUCUUUCUUUCUGUUGGUACUUGGUAUUGUCUAUGUUCAGGAAGCAGAGAGAAAAAUUCCUAUUAAUUAUGCUUCUAGAUUCACCAGCAGAAGUGGUGGACUUGAAAAAUCUGCUUACCUUCCGUUUAAGGUAAAUAGUUCUGGGGUAAUGCCUAUCAUCUUUUCUACAUCAUCAUUAGCUCUUCCUGGUACUUUAGCACGCUUCACUGGUUUAAAAUCACUAAAAACUGCUGCAGUUGCUUUGAAUCCGGGAGGCUCCUUCUAUCUUCCAUUUAACAUACUGUUGAUAGCCUUCUUCAACUACUAUUAUACUUUCCUACAACUGGAUCCUGAUGAUGUGAGCGAACAAUUGAAACGCCAAGGUGCUUCAAUUCCACUUGUCAGGCCAGGCAAAAGUACAGCUACAUUUAUUAAAACAGUUCUUAGUCGAAUAUCAGUUCUGGGUUCAACAUUUUUGGCAAUCUUGGCUGCUGGACCUGCAGUUGUUGAGCAGGCUGCACACUUGACUGCAUUCCGGGGAUUUGCUGGAACAUCUAUUCUUAUUCUUGUUGGUUGUGCAACAGACACGGCAAGAAAAGUUCGAGCUGAGAUUAUAUCCCAGAAGUACAAAAACAUAGAGUUAUAUGAUUUUGAUAAGUAUUGA